Oppiella nova is the source of this 911-nucleotide messenger RNA. The record is from the annotation of a GenBank genome assembly. Lineage: Eukaryota; Metazoa; Arthropoda; Arachnida; Sarcoptiformes; Oppiidae.
AAAAUAUUAAACAUUGAUAUAAAUGAAUACAAAGUGAACAAUUGAUUGAACAUUUUGUGGUUAUUAUAUGAAUUGAGUUGACACUUUCAAACAAUGAUCAGGGCGAUUCUUGUGUUCAAUCAUAAAGGGAAACCGCGACUAACCAAAUUCUAUGAACAUUAUGCUGAAGACGAACAGCAGUUGAUUAUUAGAGAAACUUUUCAAUUGGUUUCCAGUCGUGACGAUAGGAUCUGUAAUUUCCUUCACGCGGGGAUACUGGUCGGUGGAUCCGAUUUUAAGCUUAUUUAUAGACAUUACGCGACUCUUUAUUUUGUGAUCUGUGCGGACACGGCUGAGAGUGAACUCGGAAUCCUUGAUUUAAUUCAAAUUUUUGUUGAGGCGCUGGACAAAUGUUUUGACACCGUUUGCGAGUUAGAUCUCAUUUUCAACACUGACAAGGUGCAUAGCAUACUGAAUGAGAUAGUGAUGGGAGGUUUGGUUCUCGAGACUAAUCUACAGGAGAUUCUGCAUCGGAUUGACGAACAGACAAAACUUGAGAAACAAAUGAGCAACAAAAUUGCAGAUUUACCUGAAGUUCACUGCCUAUCAUUUAAACCAUUUAUAUUAUAUAAAUAAAAUAUUAUCAAGAAUUGAGGCAUUUAUUGGUUUUGUCUUACAGGAGGGCCUUAAAGGGGCGCCCAUUCGAGCGGCAAAUAUAGUGAAAACAAAAGUCAAUCUUUCGGGACAUUUAAUGGAUAUUAAAAAGCGAGUGAAAGACAAUUUAUAAAUCACACAUUGAUCUGUUAUUUAUUUCAGUUUUCAAAUCAACUCAAUAAAUAAUUUACAAUUUAAUAAUUGAAUCCAAAAUAUAACAAAAUAAAAUAUAAUUAUUGUAUUUUUCAUUAAAUUGAGACAUUCGUUAAAAGCCUAAA